AUGCCUUUUGUUGUAACUGACAAGUUUGUGGAGCGUCUUACGUGUGGUGGUGGUGAUGGUGGCGGCUCAGAAGAUGGAAAUGUAGCCAUAAGGGGCAGUGAACUUGCUGGUGCAACUGCUAUUGAGAGUCAAGUUCCUGUUGCUGGCUCUGGCUCAGAAGAUAGCAAAAAAGUGUACCGUGCUCUCUUCAACUUUCUAACCUUUGGUAUCGAAUCUGAAAACCUCCCACCUGGCUACAAUGACGAUGCAACUGCUUGCAAAAGAACCUCGAAGGAACCAAAGGAUAAGUCUCGUAGUAAAGAGCUUGACCAAAACCAGUGGAAGGAUAUUGUUGAUUUCGUGGAAAGUUGGCAUGCCGCCAAAAGUAAAAAAGCCAAAACAGCUAUCAUGAAGCAGAAAGGACAAGGAGGCAAAGGAUAUCGAUUCAUCCAGAGAUACCGAGUUACUACUAUCAAUUUACCUGAUAACCAAGGAGAGAAAAAACAGUUAGAACGUUAUGACACUGUACAGGAGACGCAUGGUCCUGCUGACGUACCUACCAAGAUUGCUCUUCCACAGCUGGAAAUAUUUGAUGCAAUGGGAUCAAAUAAUAAAGCACCAGAUCCAAUCCAUCGUAUUCUUUCAAGUGCAACAGUUCAUUCAUUGAACCCAAUUUCCAAUACAACCAAGCCUCGGAUUCCCAAACCCGAUGGGGCAAGGAAGCCCAUUGUGUCGGGUGAUUGGCGUGAUCGCUUUCAAGCCGAUCUCAUUAACAUGACCAAGCGGCCAGCAAACAAUAUUCACGGAGUGACCAUGAGGCUCAAUCCAAACUUGUUGCCAGUCACUGGAAGACCUCGCUGCCCAACAGACCAAGGCUCAGUGGAAAGACACAAUGGUAUUCUGAAGCCACUGCUGGCACUGAUAGAAGAGGAAGGACGUCAAGCAGGAACAAAUGCCAACUGGGUUCAGCUUCAAGCAACAAUGAACUCAAGAAUUACAACUCGAACCCAAAAUCUCUCACCUUAUGGAAUUGUAUUCGGACGCAACUUUCACAACGACAUUACGUGUGAUGUUAACACCAUUCGUCAAUGCCGAACCGUUGUAGAUAUGCUGAAUUUGGGAGAAGUUAUUUCGCCUCGAUUUAAGGAAGUUGCAUUGCAUAUUGAAGAUGGAUUGGCAAGCAGUAUUACUGAUAAAAACCGAUUCAUUUUCAUUCCCACAGAAACAGAGAACGAAGCGCCCUUGAAGAAGUCAGCAGAAGCAGAUCUGCCACUUGCAUCGUUGGUGGCUAGUAUGACAAGCAAAACCCAUGCUCCAACCAACACAAAGGAAUCCAAGACGGAACCAGACCCCGUAGCUUGGCCUGAGCACAUAAGCGGAAACAAAAAACUCCACCCACGUCCUUCAUUUUCAGCAGUACCCAUCUCGAAACAACAGGAAGGGAUAUUGACGGCCAAGGCCGCCACCAGCAUGACAUCGCAGGAAGAUUUACUAGCCACCGAAGAUUCGUUUGAUAUGGAGCCAUUGCAAUUGGAGUCAUCACCCAUCACACUGAGGCAGAGGGAGGAUCCAAUCGAAACACCACCAAACCAAAAGCCAGCCACAUCAUAUGAAAGUAGUGAGGUGAAGGUACUGUCCCCAACAAAACAACCCGAAGCAGGUAAAAGCUGUCGCCUCAGUAUUGAAGAUGCCUUAUCAAAGUUCGAAGGAUACCACGCUGGUUGCUGGGAGAAGGAAAAACUCAAACCGCCACAUGAAAGAACUAUUGUGCCAACCUUUCGCACAAAAGUGAAAACCUUGAUUGGAACUAUAGGUCCAUGCCAAUCCUGUCCGCUGAGUAAUGUUGGAGCAAUGGUAAUGAUUGGAGAAGAUUCGUAUUGGAAACAGCUAGCUGACCGCCAAUCUUGUCACUGGAUGGAAUAUGCUGAGGUGGUAUCUUUCUGUAAUCUCCUGCAUCACACAUGUCAUCCAAAACGAGUUCACCAUUUGGUACUACGACAAACACCAGUUGUGAAGGAACUAGCAAGAAUGACAUCCAUGGACGACAAGCUAAACAGACUGCGAUCUCUGGACUUACCUUCGCUAAGCAGAGAUCAUACAUCAUCCAUAAUCUACACGAUCGCGUAUCAGAACAAUCACUUCGCUGUUCUGGUAGCUAUUCCAAAGAAGAGAACGUUGAUUAUCAUGGAUGGCUUUUUUGGAGGUGAAUCUGUUUGGGGUGACUGGUUGUUGCUUUUUGUCUUUGCUAUCACGGGCGGUGACAGUAUUCGACCUGGAUUGCGAUCUUUGAAAAUUAGCUACAGUGACCUCAGGGGUUCUUUUGAGGUAACAGCUGGAGCAGACUUACAUCGAAGUGAUCGCCAUUGGUACUGCAUCACAGCUAGUGAUGCAGUCGAUCAAACUGGAAACACAACUGAGUGCGGCUUUUUGGCCUGUGCGAACGUGUGGGCUCAAAUAUACAACUCCAAAGACCAGGAUGGGGUUGCUCUCUUGGAGACGUACAAAGCAAAUGCUAUCAAAGAUGUCACUACAAUUCGGCCUGCAAUAGUCCAAAAAUACAAAGGCAUGGUGUCGGCAUGGAGUGCCGUCGCAGGGCCAAGGGGGCUUCAUAUGAGAAUUCGAGAGUCCAAAAAGAAGGAAAGAAACCCCAAUCGAUACCAAAAACCAAUUCCAAGCUUUCAGUUGCCACUGAAUAGUCCGGAUGGGCCCAUCCACUCCCCCACAACACAUAUAGUAGAGACUCUGUCAUUAGAUGGAAAACCAAGUCCGAUCGUGGCCAAUACUCAAAAAGAAAUUAUGGUAAGCUCAGCAGGGAGGGAUCUACGUAGACAAGAAUGUCAACAACAGCGAACGAAACGUCAGAAAGACCAAGCUGAAGCAAUGAAAAAGAGGUACAAGGCUUCUCUACCUGACAUCCAGCUGGGGACGGCUGUCAAGGUCAAAGUGCAUAGCAAUGAUAUUCAUCAAAGCAAUGGCGUACCUGGUAUUGUCUUCAAAUGGACACCAUCCGGUGGAGUUCAAAUUAUCACUUCAGUUGGUAUUGUUACGAAGCAAUCCAACAAGCCAUAUAUUAUUCCAGCCAAUCAAUAUCUGGUCCUCCCUGAUGAUGCUGUUGCCGUCAUGCCAGAAUUGGCAAAACUCCAAACCGAUGUUAGAGCUUCCAGAGGUGUCUUAGAUCGAAGCGUGUAUCCUUCCAUUGGGCUGGUGGCUGCACAUCAAAAACUGUACGAGCGGGAAAGAGCUGCCCCACGCAAAUGCAAAUGUAAAAAAGGCUGUUCCAAAGGCUGUGGCUGCAAGAAAUUGGAGAUCAGCUGCAGUAGUACUUGUGGAUGCGGCGGAUUCUGCGACAACCCUUUCAACUGCUGA
Molecule: messenger RNA, 3345 nt
Organism: Seminavis robusta
Lineage: Eukaryota; Bacillariophyta; Bacillariophyceae; Naviculales; Naviculaceae
Source: the annotation of a GenBank genome assembly